Molecule: messenger RNA, 1529 nt
Organism: Tetranychus urticae (two-spotted spider mite)
Lineage: Eukaryota; Metazoa; Arthropoda; Arachnida; Trombidiformes; Tetranychidae
Product: acid phosphatase type 7
Molecular function (GO): protein binding; metal ion binding; acid phosphatase activity
Source: RefSeq, a predicted model, not a curated record
UAUCGUUUUAUUGUCAGUUAUUAUAACAGUUGUGUGCUAAGUAGUUAAUUAUUAACUAUUUUCAAAAUGUAUUUUGUUAGUUUGUUUGUUUUAUUUGCCACCAUAAAUGGUUUGGUUUUGGCCAGUUUUGAACAAGAUGGUGUAGUAAGCCAACAACCUGAGCAAGUUCAUCUAUCACUUGGAAGUAAUCCAAGUGAAAUGGUUGCUACUUGGACAACAUUUAACUCAGCUGGUCAACCAAUUGUUGAAUAUGGUAUCAAAAAGCUUGAUAAAACAGCAAAAGGCCAAUCAACUGAAUUUGUUGAUGGAGGUUCAGAGGCGAGAUCAAUGUUUAUACAUAGAGUUACUAUGAAAAAUCUUGUUCCAGGACAAACAUAUAUUUACCAUGUUGGAAGUGAAUUUGGAUGGAGUCCAAUUUUCUGGUUUACUACAAUCAAAAAUGGAUCCGACUGGAGUCCAAGAUUAGCUAUUUUUGGUGAUUUGGGUAACGAUAAUGCAAAAACCCUUCCCAGAUUACAAGAAGAUGCUCAAAGUGGACAAUUUGAUGCCAUCAUUCAUGUCGGUGACUUUGCGUACAACUUGGAUACUGACAAUGCAAGAGUUGGCGAUCAAUUCAUGAGACAAAUAGAGCCAAUAGCUGCCUAUGUUCCCUACAUGACUGCAGUUGGAAACCAUGAACAAGCUUACAAUUUUUCAAACUAUGUCAACCGUUUUUCAAUGGUAGACAGCAAAACAGGCGAGAUUAACAACCACUUUUACAGUUACGAUGUCGGUCCAGUACAUUUCAUUACUUUCUCGACUGAAUUUUAUUUUUUCACCAAUUAUGGGCGAAGUCAAUUGCACACACAAUUUGAAUGGAUCAAGAAUGAUUUGAUUGAAGCAACCAAACCCGAGAACCGAGCCUUAAGACCAUGGAUUGUAACCAUUGGCCAUAGAGCAAUGUAUUGCAAUUUACACUUCCCAAACUACACCGAAUGUCUCAACAGACAAACCAAUUUCCGUAAAGGUGAUAGUGAAUUCCCUGGUCUUGAAGAUCUCUUUUAUCAAUAUGGUGUUGACUUAGAGAUUUGGGCUCAUGAACAUCUCUAUGAAAGACUUUGGCCAAUUUAUGAUGAACAGGUUUACAAUGGCAGUCUAUCUGAACCAUACACUAAUCCAGGAGCUCCGGUUCAUAUUACAACUGGAUCAGCGGGUUGCUAUGAAGGAAUUGAAUACAAUGUAAUGGAACAGGCUGAAUGGAGCGCAAAGCGUAUUUAUGAUUAUGGCUUUUCAAUUGUAACAAUUCAUAACAGUACUCAUCUAUCAUUUGAGCAGCUAUCAGCUGAAAAGGGACACAAAGUUGUUGACAAAUUUACACUAAUUAAAGAUAAUCAUGACUCUUAUGAAACUAGGAAGUUAACAUCAUCUUGAUGAUAACCGAAAUAGCAGCUUUCAAUAUUCAAUCUUCAAUGGUUUACAAAAUUUUAUUCAAUUGCUGAUAUAAUUUGAUAUGUUCAUAGACUUUAAUAAACAGUAUUUCAAAUAGCAAA